Molecule: messenger RNA, 647 nt
Organism: Folsomia candida
Lineage: Eukaryota; Metazoa; Arthropoda; Collembola; Entomobryomorpha; Isotomidae
Gene: Obp19d
Exons: 4
Coding region: 79-582 (167 amino acids)
Molecular function (GO): odorant binding
Source: RefSeq, a predicted model, not a curated record
UUAAUCAGAUCACGCUCUUGGAAAAUUACCAGAAUUUACACUAUCAGUCGUCAAUUCUUGCUGGUCAGAUUCGACAGGAUGUUUGCGUCUACCAAAUUUUCUCUCUUGCAAAUUUUGCUGGUCAUUCUGUCCAUUUCCAUUACGAGGACGAAUGGUGUGAAGCUUGGGAAGUUGGACUGCUCGGAGAACGAUGGCCUCAAACCAGACUCUGACCUGCUCAACCUGAUCGUGAGCAAAUGUCAGCCGAAACAAGGCCAACCCGAAAAGAUGAUUGCGGCUUGUUUGAUGAAGUGUUUGAUGAAGCAGCAGAAGGCGGUUGAUAAGAAAGGAAAGUUGAAGCACGACAAGGCCCUCGGCGUCGUCGAAAUCUUUCCUGAAAAGUUCAAGACCAACAUCACGGCCAAAUUCGAACAGUGCUGCACCGACAACAAUGAUAAGCUCAAAAAAGAGCCCAACGGCUGCGAAUCCUGGCUUCCAUUUUCGGAAUGCUUCUACGACUUUGCAAAAUCGCUUUGUCCGUCAGAGAAGGAGAGGAAGAGAUUGGCCUCGACCACACCGUCCUCCGAUACAACCACCCACUAAUCAAACUUUUCCAAUUUGUAGUUUUUAUUGCAGAAAUAAACUGUUAUAAUUUUGGUCUUAUAAAA